GCGCGUCGGCGGCGCAAUGGCAGCUUUCAGGAGUGCUGCGAGCGUAUCGAUUUCAAAAUCAGCGGCAUGGAAGCCUUUGUCAACAAUCAGCAGAAGGCAGAUGUCAGUUUCAGCGAAGGCUUUGACAUAUUCUUCGCGUGUGAAACCGGGAGACGAACUUAUCAUGAAUGUGGACGAAAGCACCCUGGCAAAACCAUCAGGCUCUCAAUCUCUAGUCAGAUUUCUAGCAUCAUCAAUUUCCCCGACCGAUUACGUGGUGAUGCAUGCCCAGGAUGAUUCUUCAGUGCCUUCUCCCCCGACAAUGUCCAAAAAGAGGUUUGUUCAGGCUCAUGAUAUCAAGCCAGUUCACGCCAUUCAUCACGUUUUCGACAAGUUGCCUUCGCUGCCGGCUGUUGGGGGUGUUGAAGGGGUGGCAGUCGUGGAGGAGUCUGGUCCUAAUUCCAAGCUCAAAGUGGGUGAUUGGGUGAUCCCUCUUCCCGGAGUUGGUACAUGGAGGACUCAUGCACUACUUGAUGAAUCACAAGUGAUUCCCGUACGCAAUGACAUUCAACCUGAAUAUGCUGCAGUGUUGGGUCUUGGACCAGCUACAGCAUACAGAUUGUUUCAUGAUUUUGUCAAUCUGAAGGAGGGAGACUGGAUUGUUUUGAACUACAGUGACUCUCUCGUUGGGCAAACCGUGGUUCAACUUGCAGCAAAGAAGGGAGUGAAAGUGAUUGCAAUGCUUACACCAUACCAGUACAUUCAAGUGUUCUCGGCGCAUCUGAAAGCGCUGGGAGUGGACAUCGUGGUCAAUGAGAAUGUUGUGAAUACAUGGAGCAUGCGGGAAAUGCUUUCGGAAUUGCCUCCUGUUAAGCUCGGACUCGAUUGCCUUGGGGGUGAUUCUGGUCGAAAGGUUGCCAGAGUAGUUGGAAAGAAUGGAACUUUCGUCUCAUAUGGAAAUGUCGAUGCUUCUGGGUAUUAUGCAUCCUACAAACCCUUCAUGAUCCCAAAAGACAAGAACUUGAACAUCCAGCAAUUUCUUCUCAGCAGUUGGUUAGCGAAGGCAUCACAAGAUGAAAAAAAGAAGAUGAUAGACGAUCUUGCCACAAUGGUCAAAGACACCAAGCUUCAUCUUUUGAUGGAGCGCAAACCCUUUGAAAGCCAUCGACUGGCAUUGAGGCUCGGAUGGGAGAUGAUGCGAGACCGUCGCCUUGUGAUGACCAUGAACUAAAACGAAGCGCGAAUUCAAUCUUCACCAGGAACUAGCAUUAUCUGUAAAUGAUAUUUCAAGCACACUUAUGCUGUUUGAUGAACUGUGCCACUCAAUUGCAUUUGAGUAGAAUAUUGAUUUAAACUCUACUCGAAUCUG
This is a messenger RNA of Guillardia theta CCMP2712, 1348 nucleotides long. RefSeq lists its product as hypothetical. Lineage: Eukaryota; Cryptophyceae; Pyrenomonadales; Geminigeraceae. Gene Ontology annotation, molecular function: trans-2-enoyl-CoA reductase (NADPH) activity. Gene Ontology annotation, biological process: fatty acid metabolic process. Gene Ontology annotation, cellular component: mitochondrion. The transcript has 5 exons. The coding region runs from base 17 to 1210 and encodes 397 amino acids. The record is from RefSeq and is a predicted model, not a curated record.